Melitaea cinxia (Glanville fritillary) is the source of this 889-nucleotide messenger RNA. Its product is annotated as peptide deformylase, mitochondrial-like. The transcript is spliced from 3 exons. Bases 170 to 820 code for a protein of 216 amino acids. The record is from RefSeq and is a predicted model, not a curated record. Gene Ontology annotation, molecular function: peptide deformylase activity. NCBI's taxonomy places the organism in Eukaryota, Metazoa, Arthropoda, Insecta, Lepidoptera, Nymphalidae. Gene Ontology annotation, biological process: peptidyl-methionine modification; N-terminal protein amino acid modification. Gene Ontology annotation, cellular component: mitochondrion.
UUGUAUAUAGGUAUCACUAAAUUCAGUAUUGACAUUGAUAGUAAUGACAGUAAUAUUUAAGUAGAAAUAAAAAAUAGUUAUUAAAUAAUUCAAUAUAUACAAAUUUCUGAAAGAAACAGUUACAGCUUUAAGUACAGUUAUCAUUAAUGUACAAAUUUUGUUUUAUUAAAUGGGUCUGUUAAGAAAAACAACUAAUUGGUAUGCGAGGUUAGCUCCGAGUUGGGGUCAUUCUUCGCCUCCCUAUAGACAUGUAGUUCAAAUAGGCGACCCUACAUUACGUAAAGUUUCAGAGCCGGUACCGGUUGAUAAAAUUAAAAGUAAGGAAAUUCAGACUGUUAUUCAAAAACUAAUAUAUGUACUUGACAAAUUUGGAAGUGUUGGUAUGUCGGCGCCUCAGAUAGGAGUCAACAAUAGAAUAUUUGUUAUGAGACUUACAGCUCAGAAUAUUGCAGCAUUACCGUUAGAAAAGAAAAAACUUCAGGAUAUCAAAACCGUUCCACUAACUAUUUUUAUCAAUCCUAAACUAAAAAUAAUUGAUUAUAGUAAAGUUAUACAUGUCGAAGGAUGUGAGAGUAUAAGAUCUUUUGCAGCAGAGGUUGCAAGGUAUAAUGAAGUACAAGUUACAGGUUUUAAUGCAGAUGGGGAAGAUAUAUCCCAAGUUUUAAAAGGCUGGCCAGCGAGAAUAGUCCAGCACGAGAUGGACCAUUUAGAUGGUAAACUGUACACAGACAUUAUGGAUAGGAAAACUUUAAAAUGUGUGUGUUGGGAGGAAGUCAAUCUGUCAAAAGGAAAACUAGCAAUACCAUUUACCCCUGAGUAGUUUGAGUGUAAAUAGUGUAAAUAUUAUGUUAUUGUUAUGUUUGUAUUAUUAAAUUAUUUGUUUAGUAAA